Molecule: messenger RNA, 900 nt
Organism: Aspergillus clavatus NRRL 1
Lineage: Eukaryota; Fungi; Ascomycota; Eurotiomycetes; Eurotiales; Aspergillaceae
Product: opsin family protein
Exons: 5
Coding region: 1-900 (299 amino acids)
Cellular component (GO): plasma membrane; endoplasmic reticulum
Source: RefSeq, a predicted model, not a curated record
AUGUCCCACACGAAACAACCACUUCCUUGGCCGACUACGACCUCGUCGGUAGGUCCGGUGCCAACUGUUAUCCCCGGGAACGAGCCCAUCUAUCAGGAAAUCGGAGUGACGGGAAAGCGGGCAUUAUGGGUGGUCACUGUCCUCAUGGGAGUCUCCUCUCUCGUCUUCUACACGCUUAGUGCUCGGUUACCCUUGCCAAAGCGCGUCUUCCACACUCUCGUCUCCAUCAUGACCACCAUCUCCUUCAUCACCUACCUUGCCCUCGCCACCGGUAGCGGCAUGACCUGGAAGCACGACUCCAUCACCCGCACCCACAAGCACGUCCCCGACACCACACAGGAUUACUUCCGCCAGGUGAUGUGGCUGCGCUACCUGAACUGGUUCCUGACCGAGCCCCUCGGCCUCAUCAACCUGUCCCUCCUGUCCGGCCUGCCCGGCGCCCACCUCCUCGUCGCCAUCGUGGCCGACUACAUCAUGCUCGGCUCGGGACUGCUGGGCACCUUUGCCGGCCACACAUCGCGCAGAUGGGUCUGGUUCACCAUCAGCGCCCUGGGAUACCUCACAACCGUCUACCAUGUCGGGAUCAACGGGGGCAAGGCGGCAAACAACAAGGAUGCGCAGACCAGACGGUUCUUUGCGUCGCUGUCAGGCGUGACUCUGCUUGUGAAGGCGCUGUACCCGAUUGCUCUUGCUGCUGGUCCCUUGGCAUUGAAGAUGAACGUCAACACCGAGACCGUCAUCUUCGCUGUCUUUGACAUCUUUACUCAGGGGCUGCUGGGCUACUGGUUGAUCAUUGCCCAUGACAGCUCCCCGGGAAUUACCCUCUACGCUGAUGGCUUCUGGUCCGGAGGAAUCGGCAACGAGGGCGCCAUCCGCAUCAACGAGGAAGAGGGAGCCUAG